Molecule: messenger RNA, 1140 nt
Organism: Ylistrum balloti
Lineage: Eukaryota; Metazoa; Mollusca; Bivalvia; Pectinida; Pectinidae
Product: actin, clone 302-like
Exons: 6
Coding region: 1-1140 (379 amino acids)
Source: RefSeq, a predicted model, not a curated record
AUGUCAGAUUCUGAAAAUAAAAAUGCAGCAGUUAUCAUUGACAACGGAAGUGGGAUGUGUAAGGCGGGCUUUGCUGGCGAUGAUUCCCCGCGUGCUGUUUUUCCUCCUAGAGUGGGGCAGCCAAAAUGUGACCUUUCAAAAGUCGGUACGAAAUACAAGGAUGUCUAUGUAGGAGACGAGGCUGAGGUCAAACGCGGUAUUCUUUCCCAGGAGCCUCUUUUGAUGGAGCACGGUAUAAUCGCUAAUUGGGACAAUAUGGAGAAAGUUUGGCACCACGUUUUCUACAAUGAGUUACGUGUGGCUCCUGAGAAACACCCGGUCCUGAUCACGGAAGCCCCAUUCAACCUUAAAGCAAACAGAGAAAGGAUGACGCAGAUCAUGUUCGAGACUUUCAACACUCCUGCCUUCUACGUUGCGAUACCGGCUGUGUUGUCUCUGUAUGCCUCAGGGCGAACCUCGGGGGUUGUGCUUGACGCCGGGGAUGGUGUGUCACACGUGGUACCUAUCUACGAGGGUUACGCCCUCCCUCACGCCACCAAACGUGUAGACUUGGCAGGUCGUGACCUCACAGCCUACCUCCAGAGGAUCCUCCACGAAAGAGGAUACAACUUCAACACUUCGUCAGAAAUAGAAAUCGUCUGUAACAUGAAGGAGAAGAUGUCCUACGUAGCUUUGGACUUUGAGAGUGAAAUGACAUCAGCAUCGAAGUCUUCUACAGUAGAGAAAUCUUACGAACUUCCUGACGGUGGCGUUGUUACCAUUGGUAACGAAAGGUUCCGGUGUCCAGAGGCUCUCUUCCAGCCAUCGUUGAUAGGAAAGGAAUUCAAUGGAAUCCACAAGGAGAUAAACAAUUCAAUUAUGUCUUGUGAUAUUGAUCUUCCGCGAAAACUCUUAAGUAAUGUCGUCAUGUCCGGCGGAAGUACUAUGUUUCCAGGUAUGGCGGAACGAUUGCAGAAAGAAAUGAGUGGCAUUGUCCCAAAAUAUAUAGACGUUAAGAUCAUCGCACCUCCAGAAAGAAAGUAUUCCGCCUGGAUCGGUGGAUCUGUACUAGCUUCUCUGUCCACAUUUUCUGAUAUGUGGAUUUCGAAACAGGAGUACGAUGAGAGUGGACCCCGCAUAGUUCAUCAUAAAUGUUUCUAA